Molecule: messenger RNA, 1572 nt
Organism: Cladophialophora psammophila CBS 110553
Lineage: Eukaryota; Fungi; Ascomycota; Eurotiomycetes; Chaetothyriales; Herpotrichiellaceae
Exons: 4
Coding region: 1-1572 (523 amino acids)
Biological process (GO): transmembrane transport
Cellular component (GO): membrane
Molecular function (GO): transmembrane transporter activity
Source: RefSeq, a predicted model, not a curated record
AUGACUUCCAAAGACCAUAAUGUCGAGGAGCGCCAGGCCGAUCAGGCCGUCCGACAGUCGCUUCAAGACGAGGUCAUGAAUGAGAAGGCAGCCGCCAUGCAUGCAGAGAACUUCCAUGAAGCUGCAGAAAGAGGCCACACUGCUACUGACAAAUAUGGCCACUCCCUUGUUACAUUCGAUCCAAAGGCCGAAGCAAAACUGCGCUGGAAGAUUGAUCUCUACGUCGUGCCGACGGUCUCUCUUCUCUACCUCUUUUGCUUCAUCGACCGCGCUAAUAUCGGUAACGCCAAGCUCGCUGGCCUCGAAAAAGACAUUCAUUUGACGGGUUACGAUUAUAACAUUGUUCUCUCUACCUUCUAUAUCAGCUAUAUCCUCUUUGAGUUGCCGGCAAACAUGGCCUGCAAGUACUUUGGCCCUGGAUGGUUUCUCCCCACCACCUCGCUUGCUUUCGGAAUCUUUUCCAUCUGUACGGCCUUCGUCCACCACAUGUCCGCGGCGUGUGGCGUACGUUUCCUCCUAGGUAUAGCCGAGGCCGGCAUGCUUCCAGGUAUUGCAUAUUAUAUGUCUCGAUGGUACCGUCGCAGCGAAUUGGCAUUUCGGCUAUCGCUUUACAUUGUCAUGGCACCCCUCGCCGGAGCUUUUGGAGGUCUUUUGGCUUCUGCAAUCCUAAAGCUUAGCCAUUUUGGAGGCCUCCAUGAAUGGCGGAUGAUCUUUGCCAUUGAAGGCAUCAUCACCUGUGGUCUUUCGCUCAUUUCCUUCUUCACCCUGACUGACCGGCCGGAAACCGCGAGAUGGCUUAGUCAAGAAGAAAAAGACCUUGCAAUUGCCAGAGUCAAGUCUGAGCGUGUUGGCACGACCGAGGUGCUCGAUAAGUUGGACAUGCCCAAGAUUCUCCGUGGCAUCUCGAGCCCGGUCACUCUCGCCACAUCCUUCAUCUUCCUUCUCGACAACAUCACCGUCCAAGGGCUGGCCUUCUUCCUCCCGACCAUUGUGAAGACGAUCUAUCCCAAGAACUCAGUCGUGUCUCAACAACUGCACACCGUCCCGCCGUAUGUUGUGGGAGCCUUCUUCAUCCUUCUUUUUCCCUUGCUCUCGUGGCGAUACGACCGUCGCAACAUCUUCAUCAUCCUCUCGACGCCGUUAAUGAUGGCGGGAUACAUCAUGUUCCUGGCCAGCACAAAUGCCAGCGUCCGUUAUGGGGCAACAUUUCUCAUUGCAGCCGGAGCUUUCUCAUACGGUGCGCUCUGCAACGCCCAAGUUUCCGCAAAUGUCGUCUCAGAUACGGCCCGCUCAGCCGCCAUUGGCACGAACGUCAUGUUUGGAAACGUCGGCGGGUUGAUUUCUACCUGGUCUUUCCUGCCCUUUGACGGGCCCAACUAUCAUAUUGGCAACGGAUUGAAUUUAGCUACCUCGUCGACGAUCUUGAUUUCUGCCAUUCUCCUGCUGUUCUGGAUGUGGGCGGAUAAUAAGCGGAGGGAGAAGAAGGAUGUCGAUGCCGAGUUGGAUGGCCUGUCAUUGAAGCAGGUACAGGAUCUUGACUGGAAGCAUCCUGCCUUCAGGUGGAGGCCAUGA